CCAACGGCCAGGAUGAAAAGCAAUUCAAUCUAACGGUUCUUAUUCUUCAACUCUUCUCCUACAAAUACCGUCUCUUAUAUCCUUUCCCUCCCUCUUCUUCCUAGGUUUCAAAGCGUUAGGGUUUCAAGCUACUGCCGUUUUCAUUCCUCUCGAAGAUGGUGCUGCCAAACGAUAUCGAUCUGCUGAAUCCUCCAGCGGAGCUCGAGAAGAAGAGGCACAAGCUCAAGCGCCUCGUUCAGUCUCCCAACUCUUUCUUCAUGGAUGUGAAGUGCCAGGGAUGCUUCAAUAUUACGACUGUUUUUAGCCACUCGCAGACUGUUGUGGUCUGUGGGAACUGCCAGACGGUCUUGUGUCAGCCAACUGGAGGGCGUGCGAGGCUGACGGAGGGAUGCUCUUUUAGGAGGAAGGGAGAUUGAGGGUGUGAACAUUUUUAGAGUCGAGCAUGGGGUUUGUUUCUAAAUGGAAAUGAGGCAUCAAUGGUUUUGUUUCUGGAUAUAUUUCUUUUUGUUGGGAGAACUUGUCAUUUAAGGUAUCAUGGUAAUCUAGUUCUAUUUUGAUG
Magnolia sinica is the source of this 559-nucleotide messenger RNA. RefSeq names its product small ribosomal subunit protein eS27y. Gene Ontology annotation, molecular function: structural constituent of ribosome; RNA binding. Lineage: Eukaryota; Viridiplantae; Streptophyta; Magnoliopsida; Magnoliales; Magnoliaceae. Bases 156 to 416 code for a protein of 86 amino acids. Gene Ontology annotation, biological process: translation; ribosomal small subunit assembly. The record is from RefSeq and is a predicted model, not a curated record. Gene Ontology annotation, cellular component: cytosolic small ribosomal subunit; ribosome. The transcript is spliced from 4 exons.